UUCCUUAUAAAAUAUUAAAAAUAACAAUAAAUGAAAUAUGUAGAUAUAUGUAUUGGAAAAUAUUUAUUUCGGAAUAUAACGAAUUAAAUAAAAAUUAAUUUUUACGAUUUUUCUUUUUUGGGUUCGGCCUUUGCUCUCUCUCUCUCUCUCUUUCUCUCUCUUUUUUUCGCUGUGCUGCUUCUUCGCCUCUCUUUCUCUGUCUAUUUUCUCUCUUUCCAUUUUUUUUGUUCUUUCUCUCUCUAGAAUCUCAGAGCUUCCGUUGGCCAUUGAGAAAUAAGCUCUGGUCUUCUUUCCAGUGUGCAGAGUGGGAAGGAGUGUUGGGAAAGGAGUUUUGGAGUAAUAAAUGGCCGGGAUUGCUGGUGAGGAGUCUGGAGCGGGAAGGUCUAUGGAAGGGAUUUCAGGUGGCCAGCGUUGCCAAUCUGGGGAAGCAUUGGCAGAAUGGCGUUCUUCUGAGCAGGUGGAAAAUGGGACUCCAUCUACUUCACCUCCCUACUGGGACACUGAUGAUGAUGAUGAUGGUGGGCCUAAGCCAUCUGACUUGUAUGGAAAAUAUACAUGGAAGAUAGAGAAAUUUUCUCAGAUUAACAAGAGAGAACUUCGUAGUAAUGCAUUUGAGGUUGGGGGAUACAAAUGGUACAUCUUAAUCUAUCCCCAAGGUUGUGAUGUUUGCAAUCAUCUCUCAUUGUUUCUCUGUGUUGCAAAUCAUGACAAACUACUUCCAGGUUGGAGUCAUUUUGCACAGUUUACGAUUGCUGUGGUGAAUAAAGAUCCAAAAAAAUCAAAAUAUUCUGAUACACUGCAUCGGUUCUGGAAGAAAGAGCAUGACUGGGGAUGGAAAAAAUUUAUGGAGCUGUCUAAAGUGUUAGAUGGGUUUAUUGAUGCUGACACUCUUAUAAUAAAGGCGCAAGUUCAAGUCAUCAGGGAGAAAGCAGAUCGACCUUUUCGUUGCCUUGAUUGCCAAUAUAGGAGAGAACUUGUUAGAGUAUAUCUAACGAAUGUAGAGCAAAUCUGCCGUCGUUUUGUGGAGGAGAGAAGAAGCAAACUUGGAAAGUUGAUAGAAGAUAAAGCUAGGUGGUCGAGUUUCUGUGCUUUCUGGUUGGGAAUUGACCAAAAUUCUAGACGCCGUAUGUCUAGGGAGAAGACAGAUUCAAUUCUGAAAGUUGUAGUUAAACACUUCUUUAUUGAGAAAGAAGUCACAUCUACUUUGGUAAUGGAUUCAUUGUACAGUGGACUGAAGGCUCUUGAAGGCCAGAAUAAGAGCAAGAAAGGCAGGGUGAAAUUGUUGGAUGCUGCUGAAGAAAUGCCAGCACCUAUUGUUCGUGUGGAGAAGGAUACGUUUGUAUUGGUGGAUGAUGUAUUACUGCUACUUGAGAGGGCUGCCAUGGAACCAUUACCUCCCAAAGAUGAGAAGGGUCCUCAGAAUCGCACCAAGGAAGGAAACUCAGGAGAGGACUUUAAUAAAGAUUCCAUAGAACGUGAUGAAAGGCGCCUUACUGAAUUGGGUCGUAGGACUGUAGAAAUAUUUGUCCUUGCUCAUAUUUUCAGCAACAAAAUUGAAGUUGCCUAUCAAGAGGCUGUUGCAUUGAAAAGGCAAGAAGAACUCAUCCGUGAAGAAGAGGCGGCGUGGCAGGCCGAAACUGAGCAGAAGGCAAAACGUGGAGCAACUGAAAAGGAAAAGAAGUCAAAGAAAAAGCAGGCUAAACAGAAACGCAAUAACCGGAAAGGGAAGGAGAAAGGUAGGGAGGAAAGGCCAGUUGUAGCAGUACAGGACAAACUUCUGGAAGAAGACCCUGGUAGUGAUAUAAAGGAUUCCACGAUAGAGGAAGUUGAACCUGUGCUUGAGAAGUCUGGUAUGCUUGAAGAUGUAUCUGAUGUGUCUGAUUCAGUGGAUGGUGUUGCUGAAGUACUGCAGCCUGAUUCAGAAGACAGAGAUGCUAGCCCAAUCAAUUGGGACACUGACACUUCAGAAGUUCAUCCUCCCACUGAAGCCAGCAGUGGAAUAAGCGGCCCUUCAUCUGUACUGAAUGGAGUGUCUGACAAAAAGAGCACGUCUGUGAUGGAUGAUAGUUCCUCAACAUGUUCUACUGACUCGGUCCCGUCAGUGGUAAUGAAUGGACCAUAUAAGGGGAAUUCAUUACCUAACUUCAAAAACCAAAAGCCAGCCAGCAGAGGAAAGAAUCAACGAGGAAAGGCAACACCAGAUGGGAAUAGUUGGCCAACUGAGAUGGAUAAUCAGCCAUCUGUACCUACUGUGGAGGCGGCGGGUGUUGAUGUUACCGGAAGUGGUAAAUCUGGUGAAACUGAUUCGGAGGCUGUUCUUUCGUUGCAGGAUAGGAUAAAGCGGCUAGAGCAACAUGCAGUUAAAACGGAGGAAGAAAUGUAUUCACUGAAGAAAAAAUUGAGUAUAAAUAAAGAUCAGGCAGAGGUUGACAUGCCCCCUAAAGAGAAGACAUUAGCAGUAACACCGUCCCCUGGUAGCCCGCCUAAAACUCUAUCAUCAUCUGUUCAACCGAAGUCUGAGUAUCAGAGCAGUGCUAGUGUGGAUUCUGUUCAAGUGAGGAAAACAUCCUUAAAUGGCGCACAGCAGAUUGAUAGACCAGUGUCUUUGGUUACCUCAUCACAGAACACUACCAUGUCCAAACCUGAGACCCCGAAGACUGCAACUCAAAAACCGACUGAAAAAGCCAUGGCACAUCCGAUUCCUGUGAUGUCAAGACCCUCCAGUGCUCCUCUAAUUCCUGGUCCCAGGCCAACUGCUCCUGUUGUUUCUAUGGUUCAAACAGCCCCCCUUCUUGCCCGUUCAGUGAGUGCAGCUGGUCGUUUGGGCCCUGACCCCUCUCCAGCAACCCAUAGUUAUGUUCCGCAGUCUUACAGAAAUGCCAUAAUGGGUAACCAUGUUGCUUCGAGUUCUGCUGGUUUCCCUAAUGCUAACACAUCAAGCUCGGGAGUGAACCAACCCCCUGCGUACUCGACACCUCCUGCAUUGGUAUCUUCUCCGAUGUUCUUACCUCAGGGAUCCGAAAGGAUGGACCCAGGCACCAUCAAAUCAGGUUUUCCUUUUGGCAUGAUGACUCGAGAUGGCUUACAUAAUGGAACCCACUGGAUGGAGAAUUCCCAAAGGGAACCUGGAAAAAGCAUAAGUUAUGAUACUUCUACUCUGCUCAACGAUGUGCAGAACCUAGACAUAUACAAGCCUUUACCAAGUGGAUCCAGGGAACACUUAUCCUCUGAGUUUUCGGCUGGCACAUCUGGACGUCAGAUCCAAGGUGUGUCUGCAGAUGAAUUUCCACACCUUGAUAUCAUCAAUGACCUGCUUGAUGAUGAAUACGGUAUUGGGAAAGCAUCUAGGGGAGGUUCUGUAAACCAUUUAAAUCGGCAGUUUUCUUUUCCUGGAGAGUUGGGAGGAGCUAGCGAUAUGGGGUCAACUAGCUCUUGCAGGUUUGAGCGAACACGGAGUUACCAUGAUGGUGGGUUCCAGAGGAGCUAUAGCUCUUCAGGGAGCCCUUAUGAAUCUGUCAGAGAGUAUGUCCCACAAGGUAGUCCUCUACCGUAUGUAAAUGGGCAGAUUGAUGGUCUAAUUCAAAACCAGUGGCAGAUGGCCAAUUCUGAUCUUUCUUUACUAGGCAUGAGGAGUCCAGAAUGCGAUGGUUACCCAUAUUAUAACCCAGAAUAUUCUAAUUUGGCAUGCAGCUCCAAUGGUUACACAGUAUUCCGGCCUUCGAAUGGCCAUUGAAAGGAAAGAACAACGGAGUUGGCCUGCGAAUUAGUAUGGCCAUUUUCCGUUGUAUAAUAAUGUAUUCGAGGAAAUUGUUGGGUCUUUAGAUUUGGAGUGAGGUUGUAAUCUUUUCAUAAGAAAACAUUUUGUAAAGAGUGUUUCUUUUGCUUCCAGCCAUUUUAAGUUGCUAGAAAUUUAAGGGUUUCGUUUGUCC
Messenger RNA from Ziziphus jujuba (common jujube), 3929 nucleotides. RefSeq names its product TNF receptor-associated factor homolog 1a. The coding region runs from base 344 to 3733 and encodes 1129 amino acids. Gene Ontology annotation, molecular function: protein binding. The record is from RefSeq and is a predicted model, not a curated record. The transcript has 13 exons. Lineage: Eukaryota; Viridiplantae; Streptophyta; Magnoliopsida; Rosales; Rhamnaceae.